CUGGUCGGAGUGUCGUUUACUACCGUGGCUGCGCUGUUUGGAAGAAGCACUACACUUUCUCAACAUUUCAGUAUGCAACGCCCCAAAACUACGAGAGGGAAAACACAAUAAGCUGUUGCUAUCGCCGCCCUUUCGUUGUGACUAAUAGAUGAAAUAUCAACCCAAACGUGUUUUUUUUUUUAAACCGUAUUUUCCCCCAAACUGAGGGGGGUUUCUUCUCACAAAAGGCCGCCACUGGAGACACACGACUCGCCGGAGAAGCUGUCCGUGUGGCUGGAGAAAGGACUCAAACAUUAUCGACCUCAGUAGCCUCUAGGCUUUCGGGUCCGUAGCUUAUACUUGACGGCUGUUUGGAAAAAGCUAUUAUCGGUUAUGAGAAACACAGAGCAGUGAGGACCGUGAUUUCCUUCCCCGCUUUGCCAUGCACGGAGCUCGGAUGUCCGCAGAAGAAUGUGUCGGUCUCUCCCGGCGUUAGCUCCGCUGUGGCUCCAUGGCCAACAGUAACAACAUGCUCCUGGCCUCUGCCGUGGUGGUGUGGGAAUGGCUGAACGAACACGGCCGGUGGAGGCCUUACAGCCCCGCCGUCUCCCACCAGAUAGAGGCGGCCAUCCGGAGCAGCGACCCCCGCGGAGGGAGCGUGGUCCUCGGCCAGGUGGACAGCCGGCUCUCGCCCUACAUCAUAGAUCUCCAGUCCAUGCACCAGUUCAGACAGGACACAGGAACCAUCCGUCCGGUGCGAAGGACUUUUUACGACCCAACCUCGGCCCCGGGUCAGGGCUGGCAGUGGGAGUGGGAGAAUGAUGCGGGUUCGUGGACGCCCUAUGACAUGGAGGUGGCCAUCGCGAUCGAGAGUGCCCACAACCGCCAGCAGCCCUGUCUCGACCUGACCCCACUCGGCUUCUGCUACCUCAUUGAUUUUCAGAACAUGACACAGGUUAACAGACAGAGCCAGAGGUGUCGCAGGCUGCAGAGACGAGCAGACGUAGCCUACCCUUUAGUGUCUGGUCCUCUCCCGCUGCCUAAAGGAGGAGUUGUAGGAGGAGGCGGAGGUCUGACAGGAGCCCUGCUGGGUGUCGGGGUGUCAGGGUCCAGUAUGGGGAUUGGAAACUCUCUCUACUCCAAUGGGGGCUUACCAGCUACUGGACUAGGCCAACCUUGUUCCUGCCAGCAGUGCAUGCUGGUCCUUAGUGUGAAGGCCAACACAGGUGGUGUAGGGGGAGGAGGCGCAGGUAUUCAGACUCUAGGUAGAAGAUCUUUAACCAUGCAGCGACCGAAGACCACUGCACCUUUCUCCUCUAAACCUCUGAGUCCGUCGAAAUCCGCCACUCUUGGACGAGGACAGCAGCAGAACUCCAACUCCAACUCCAACUACUACCAGACGCUGCCGCACGGACUCGCCAUCUCCAGAAAUAUUGCCUCCCCGAGAAGGAACGCCCAGCUCUUCGCUCAGUCACUCGCUGCCCUCACGGCUGGCACUUCCACUCUCGGCAUCUCCUCGUCUUCCAACAGGCCGCCGCCACCGUCCCUCCCCCCUCCUCAGCCUCCGUCAUCAAACCCGAGCCAGAACCCUCCGUCCAUCCCGCCAAAACUCUCCUCAAAUUCAGCAAGCGACCCGGUGCCGACCGCUACGUUAGUAACCCCAGCAAACAGUGUGACCACACCCCCCUCGCCCGUGCCCUCUCCCUCGCCGAUGGUGAUGAAGCCACAACGCAGCGUGUCUUCCGCGGCAACAGUGUGCCAUGCCCCAUUGCCACAGAGGUCAAGUUUAGCCGGGCUGAGCAGACCAGCGUUACAGAGGAUAGCGAUGGCUCAGUCCAGGGCGCUCAUAGCAUCAGGCGUGCCCACCGUCCCAGUGAAGAACCUCAAUGGAUCCAGUCCUGUUCACCCUGCACUGGCUGGGAUCACAGGUAUCCUGAUGAGUGCUGCUGCUCUGCCGGUGUGUCUGACCCGGCCUCCUAAACUCGUGCUGCACCCUCCGCCAGUCAGCAAAAGCGACAUCAAACCCGUGCCAGGCUUUGGUCACUGCUGCAGGAAGACCACCAAGAAGCAGGCUCGCAAGGGUAAAACUCCAGAGGAGGUGGUAAAGAAGUAUCUGCAGAAAGUAAAAAGUCCACCAGAGGAGGACUGUACAAUCUGCAUGGAGCCGUUGGGGGGUCCGUCUGGAUAUAAGGGUCCAGGGGUGGGGCCUGUGUCUCGGGCAGAGUCAGUCGGCCGUCUAGCGCAGUGUGGACACCAGUACCAUUUCCAGUGCCUGGUGGCCAUGUAUAAUAAUGGCAACAAGGACGGAAGUCUUCAGUGUCCAACCUGUAAAACCAUCUACGGCGUGAAGACGGGCAACCAGCCGGCAGGGAAGAUGGAGUACCAUGUCAUCCCUCACUCUCUCCCUGGACACCCCGACUGCAAAAGCGUACGGAUCAUCUACAACAUACCACCAGGCAUUCAGGGACCAGAGCAUCCCAACCCAGGGAAGCCCUUCACUGCCAGAGGCUUUCCCCGACACUGCUACCUCCCAGACAGCGAGAAAGGACGCAAGGUACUGAGACUGCUCCUGGUAGCAUGGGACCGCAGGUUGAUCUUCUCGGUUGGUACUUCGAGCACUACGGGAGAGUCCGACACCGUCAUCUGGAACGAGGUCCACCAUAAGACGGAGUUCGGCUCCAACCUGACGGGCCACGGUUUUCCCGAUCCCGGACACCUGGACAAUGUCCUGGAGGAGCUCCGAGCUCAGGGCAUCACAGAGGAUGACGCAAUGAUGGAAAAGUGAAAGGAUGAGUUAGAGAGAACGAGGAUACAUCCGCCUGAGAGGAAAAACAGAAGAAACUAAGACGGCGAGAAUUAAAGUAACAGCAGAAGCAGCCGAUGGAGGAAAAGAGGAAGAGGUCCUGGACUGAGACAGACUCUCUCUGCCAGCACUUAAACAGAAGGGGGGAUGCAGGGGGUUGUAGAAGAUUGAUUUUGUUUUUGCAGAGGUAACUACUUUUCAAGAUGUCGAUCGUGUCACUGCUGACAAUGUGAGUCGAUCCAAACAGCAAAAAAAAAAUGGAGGGGGGAUGGGAGUUAAAGGGAGCCGCAGCACAGACAGGAAAGCAACAAAGAGGAGGAGGGUCACACUCAUGGUUUUAGCCUCUAGAGAUAGGUACUUAACAUGGAGAAGUGUGAAUGAAACGGUACUAACAUCCAGGACAAAAAACAAGUUUACUUUACUGAGAGAAAGAGAAAACCAAGAAAAGAUGGCAAAAUGUUAGAAAACUGAGAAAACUGGGAGAGAGGGGACAAAGAGAGAGCAGUCGGAGCAAAUGGGGAGUGAGGAGGAGGAGGAGGGGGAAGGAGAGAAGGAUUGAUGUAGCAGAAAGAUGGAAAAGAUGGUGCAUGAAUGUAGCGUAGGAUAUGAGUAGGGUAAAAAUUAACUUGUACGGUACUUUAGAGAUCGCUGUUAACACAAAGAAACGGUCAGAGACGCUCUGUCUGUGUGUGCUUUGAAACCACCUGCCUGCACGUGGUUGGACUGUGGUGCUGUUGCUCCCUCUUGUGGUGAAACUGCUGGAACUGCAUUUUUGUCUGGAAGCUACUGGAACAAAUCCAAAUGUUACUAUGAGUUUUAUCUACCUUUUUGUUACUUUUUUUUUCAUCACUGUUACUAUAACCCUCAUGUAACAUCAUUCCAUACUUUACCUCUUACUUUUGACUCGAUGGUUUUUUUUUAUACGACCUGCAUAUGUGACAUGACAAAAGACCAAACGAAGGCUGAGUCACUUUGGGCCUAUUUGGAGUCUUACUUUUGAGCCACUGCGGUACAAGUUAACCUUAGAUACACACAGGUACCAGUAUUUACUGAUAUAUCUGUCUUUUAUUUUUAUUCUUUUGACGGUUCACAUGUAUAUCAUUGCUGUUGUGUUCCCCCCUAACAGGGAGGCACCGAUAUGAAAAAAUGAGCUGACGAGGGUGAGCAUUUGAGGGGGGUUUGUUACUGGAGCAAGAGACCGUAAGAUUGGGCAGAGUGUUGGGAGUCAGGGGAAUGGAGAGGACAGGAGGUAAUACAUUAACUACUGAGACAACCCAGUGUUUAAACGAGCAAUGAUACAAUCCUGCUUUUACCAUCAUUAAUACUGGACCACCAUUCAUCAAGAUUACAAAUCCAGACCCUUAAAUAUCCAAGGAACCUGCCACCAGUCAUAUUCUGGUAAAAUACAACGCUUAAAAAAGACAUCAAAUGAUGGUCCCAUAUCUAUGCCACAGAAGAAAAGCUUAUUUCUUUUUUUUUUUUACUUUGACUGGAUACAAAAGUGUUUGAUGCUGUUUUGGGAAAUCUCCUGACGACACGAUGAGCUAUUUCCUCAUCCUGUUGACAUCAGUUAAGACUUUUAUAAACCUGCAUUGUGAAGUAGGUCUUUCUGGCAUCUUUUUUAAAUAUGUGCAAUCAAAUCAGAGCCACAGUUCUUCAUGUUUUGCGUCAUAAUGCUGUAUUCUGAUUCUAGAUGAUCAGUGGCUAUAUGAAGUGAAAGUGCCACUCACUGGAGACAGAUGAACAUGUGCUCCACAGCUGAGAGAAAACACUUGGUAUUGGUCAGCCUCUAGUAGCUCGAUGUGGUGAAGUAAAUCCAGACAAAGUUUCCGGAGCAGUGUGUUUCCAGAUUAGAAUAAAUUCACUGACACCACUCUAACUGGUGUUACAACAUAUCUGGUAGGACAAAUACUAAGUGGUUGUAUUCAAUUAAAACAAAUAAUUAUAAAAGAUCCUGCAGUUGAACUCGGCACGCAUGAGAACAUAGCUUUACAUGUAAUAAAGGAUUAACUAAUGAUUAUUAAAGACUUGAAAUAUUCACAUUUUGACUUUCAAUGUCACAUAUUUCAAGUAACUCAACUGUACUUGCUCCUGAUUGGCUUUUGCAGCAUCACAAUGCCUGUGAUAGUUUGAAUUGACUGGAUCAAUAUUCUAACAGAUCGGCUUUUCUGAACGAUGAUGAAGAGUAAAAACGUAACGCACGCAAAGCACCAGAAGAAGCGUUCUGUGACGGGUACGAUAACAUGGGAUCUUUAAUUGAUCACUUAUGAGCCCAUCCUUAAUGAAACCAGACGCAUUUGUUUGAUCAUAAAUCAUGUUUAAGUCCCUCCUCUUCUUUUCUCCACCUCUCUUGACUCCUCAACAAACCGCCCAGUCUCUGAGUUGGGUCUGUUAAAGACCCUUUAUACAUCGCUACAAGACCUAUGAGUGAGUGAGUGAGUGUGUGUGUGUGUGUGUGUGUGCGCGCUAGUGUGUGAGAUAAACUGUGUACUGUGUAUACUCCCAACAAACCACCGGUUUAGGGUAUUAUUUUGGUACUCCAUGAAACUCCCAUCAUCUUCACACUGUGAUGAUGACUGAUGAUGGCUCUCUGUACGGUAACUUUUUAAUUAUGUUCUUGUUUUAUAUUAAAUAUCAUUACACCUUUUCUGUUUUUAAUAGCAUUUUCCUUGACACUAUAAUAGAUUAAAUCACCUUUUUCAUUUUGUAUCUUAUGAUAAAUAUGUUGUUGUUGUUUUUUUUCCAUUUGUUACUAUUGGUUUACAAAGACAGUAUUGUGAAAUACAAAGUCUUUCUUUCAUGUGUACAGAAGUUAAGCUGAAUUGUCUUUUCUUUGGAAAAGGAAUCUGAUGGUAGACUUUUAUUUGAGUGUAAAGUGUAAUGAAUUGUAAUAGCAAGUAAAAAGAAAAAAAAACAUGUACACUUGCUCUUCUGUGAGGUAGAAAUUCAUUUUUCCAGCUGUUGUCUGUCCUGCUUCUGUUCUGCUCUGAGGGAUGUUUUCACAGCAGAUUAGUUGAAUUAUCAUCCAGAUUUUGGACUGUCGCUCAUUUCCAAGGCUCUCGAGGAGGAAUAGGGCCUACUGUAAGAAAUAAUAAAUAUUACAUUUAAUAAGAAGGAAGAUUUUUUUUUUUUAAUGCAAUUUGAGAAAUGUCCAAACACACUGUCCCUUACCUACAUGACAACCUUUUAAGGUUUUAACACUUAGUUCUCAAUAUUUCCUUAAUUCUUUGUUUUUACUCAUCACAAACAUAAUGAAAACAGUUUUAAGAAAGAAGUCUAAAUUCUGAUCAAAACAUUUAGAGUAAAGUUUUAGUGUCAAGUCUUUUUUUCAAGGUUGACAUUACUUUAAACUGUUACUAACUUUUCACUCUACAUAUCUUUCAACAUGUUUGAUAGGACAUUUAUUCUUGGCACUUUUCCUCAACUUAAAUGUAUUCUUGCAGUACAACAUUUUAAAAAAUCUUCUCUUUUUUUAAAUUUCUUACAUUAUGUCCUAACGACUCUGUAUUUAGCAGCAGAAGUGCAGGUGGCACAGUGAAAAUUAUGUUUCUUCUUUUUAAAACAUUGUUCACAUUGUUUCCUUUUGUGUUGUUGCAGUUUUCUUUCUCUGUCAGGCCCAAUCUCUGAACGAUGACAGCAUGUUUUCAAAGCUAAUGAAGUAAAUUGAGUUGCAAAACUAGUCUUAUUUCCCUUUAUUUUCUAAAUUGGAUUUUAUAAGUAUGACGAUUAUGUUAUUUUAAGAAAUAUGAACACAAACCUCAGUUGUCUUUGAAAGAGGCAGAUUGUUCAUAAAAAGGUUUUGAUCCAUUUUCAGGGUCUGAGGCCGUGUUAGCAAUGUAGCAAACAUCUGUGACUAAUAAUUCAGAACUUCAGUUUUGUUGCAUUUUUAAAUGUCUGUUUCUUUCCCUUCAUCAAUUCUCAUCCCAACUGAAGACAGCAUCUACUCCAAAAACAUCUGUCAGUGAAUAUGAUACGAGCUCAAUGACUUGUCGACUUGUGUAGAGCAGUGGGGCUGGGAAACAGAUGAUCAGAGGUGCUGUUAUGGAGAGCUUCAACACGUGAUGAAAGCAAACUGUAUAUACUGCAAAAGUAAUUGCUAAGUAUGAAUGAGUGAUUAAUACAAGAAAAAAUAAAGAAUGGGUGUAACUUC
This is a messenger RNA of Labrus mixtus (cuckoo wrasse), 6932 nucleotides long. Its product is annotated as E3 ubiquitin-protein ligase DTX1-like. Gene Ontology annotation, biological process: protein ubiquitination; Notch signaling pathway. Gene Ontology annotation, cellular component: nucleoplasm. The coding region runs from base 491 to 2764 and encodes 757 amino acids. The transcript is spliced from 12 exons. Gene Ontology annotation, molecular function: ubiquitin protein ligase activity; zinc ion binding. The record is from RefSeq and is a predicted model, not a curated record. NCBI's taxonomy places the organism in Eukaryota, Metazoa, Chordata, Actinopteri, Labriformes, Labridae.